AUGGCAGCUCUAAAGUACGCUGGCAUGGACGAUACAGACAGUGACGACGAGCUUCCCCCAGGAUGGGAGGAAAGGUCCACGAAAGAUGGUUGGGUCUACUAUGCAAACCACGAAGAGAUGAAGACACAGUGGGAGCAUCCCAAGACCGGAAAGAAAAAACGCUGUGCUGGAGAUUUGCCUUAUGGCUGGGAGCAGGAGACAGAUGAGAAAGGACAGAUCAUUUACGUUGAUCACAUUAACAAGCGGACCACAUACUUUGACCCGCGCCAGGCAUUUACAGUGGAGGAUGUAUUGGUGAAGCCGAAACGCUACGAUGGAAACACUGCUGCUUUGGAGAUUCUGCAGGGUCGGGACCUUUCUGACAAAGUCAUCCUCAUUACAGGGGGCAACUCUGGCAUU
Molecule: messenger RNA, 399 nt
Organism: Menidia menidia (Atlantic silverside)
Lineage: Eukaryota; Metazoa; Chordata; Actinopteri; Atheriniformes; Atherinopsidae
Source: the annotation of a GenBank genome assembly